CAGGAGCGGGCUGGGCUCGGGAAGGCAGGGAUGGCAGGGAUGGCAGGAUGGGAGGGCUCUGGAGCAGCAGCUGCUGACGUGCUGCCGGAGCUGCAGUGACUCCGCAAUGGCUGAGCCUGCCGGCGCUGAGCUCAUCCCGCAGCCUGCCGGGGAAACCUGUCCUUAGCCCCUCCGACCGCUCGGAUCCGCGCUCGGGCUACGUGCUGCCCUGACCUGCUGAGCCCCAUCCCGUGCCUGGACAGGGACAGAGCCUCUGCUGUGCUGGACCAUGAGGGACAGAGCCAGGCACUGAGGGUCUCCAGCCAGGAACACUGCUGCCCACCUUAACAGGAUUGCUUUAAAAAGGCCCCAGAAGAUGUAGAGCGGGAGCAGCGAGCCGCGGGGCCGGGCGUCCCUCACCAUGGCCAAGAGGGGCUCCAGCAGCCGCGCCAGGGGGGACAAGCCCGACGCCUUGGCCGCCCUGCAGGCUGCCAACGAGGAGCUCAGGGCCAAGCUCACCGACAUCCAGAUCGAGCUGCAGCAGGAGAAGAGUAAGGUCAGCAAGUUGGAAAGGGAGAAGAAUCAGGAAGUGAAGCAGAUCAAGGAGCACGAACAGCAUAAAAGCACAGUGGUGGUCACAGAGCUCAAAGUCAAACUUCACGAAGACAAAAUGAAAGAGCUCCAAGCUGUCCGAGAAACUCUUCUGAGACAGCACGAGGCUGAGCUGCUGAGAGUGAUAAAAAUUAAGGACAAUGAAAUCCAGCGGCUGCAGACCCUGCUGAACGCCGUGCGCGACGGGGCCCCCGACAAGGUGAAGACGGUGCUGCUCACCGAGGCCAAGGAGGAGGCCAAGAGGGGCUUCGAGGUGGAGAAAAUCAAAAUGCAGCAAGAGAUCUCCGAGCUGAAGGGGGCGAAGAAGCAGGUGGAGGAGGCUCUGACGAUGGUGAUCCAGGCUGACAAAAUCAAGGCGGCGGAGAUCAGGAGCGUGUACCACCUGCACCAGGAGGAGAUCACCCGCAUCAAGCGCGAGUGCGAGAGGGAGAUCCGCCGGCUGAUGGAGGAGAUUAAGUUUAAGGACAGAGCAGUCUUCGUGCUGGAGAGAGAGUUAGGGGUGCGAGCCGGGCAUGCUCAGAGACUGCAGCUCCAAAAGGAGGCUUUAGAUGAACAACUGUCCCAGCUCAAAGAGUCUGACCGGCACCUGAGCAGCCCCAAGCGGGAACUUCCUUAUGCAAGUGGUGCAGGAGACGCUUCAGAUCAUUCGGGAAGCCCCGAACAGCAGUUGGAUGAAAAGGAUGCCCGGCGCUUCCAGCUGAAAAUCGCGGAGCUGAGCGGGAUCAUCCGCAAGCUGGAGGACAGGAACGCGCUGCUGUCGGAGGAGAGGAACGAGCUGCUGAAACGUCUCAGAGAAGCAGAAAGUCAGUAUAAGCCCAUUUUGGACAAAAACAAACGCCUCAGUAGGAAGAAUGAGGAGCUGUCACAUGCCUUACGUCGAAUGGAAAACAAACUGAAAUUUGUGACGCAGGAAAACAUUGCCAUGAGGCAAAGAACGGGAGCAAUAAGGAGACCAAGCUCCCUAAAUGACCUUGACCACAGCCAGGAGGAAAGGGAAGUGGAUUUCCUGAGACUACAAGUUAUUGAGCAGCAAAACAUCAUUGAUGAGCUCUCCAAGACCCUGGAGACUGCUGGCUAUGUGAAGAGUGUCAUGGAACGUGACAAGCUGCUGAGGUUCAGGAAGCAAAGGAAAAAAAUGACAAGAAUUCCUAAGAAGCCGGUGGUGGAGACGUUCUAUGGCUACGACGAGGAGGCUUCCCUGGAGUCUGAUGGUUCCUCCAUCUCCUACCAAACGGACCGCACUGACCAGACCCCCUGCACGCCCGAGGACGACCUGGAAGAGGGCAUGGCCAAGGAGGAGACGGAGCUGCGGUUCCGGCAGCUGACCAUGGAGUACCAGGCGCUGCAGCGCGCCUACGCCCUGCUGCAGGAGCAGGUCGGGGGCACCCUGGAUGCUGAGCGAGAAGUCAAGACACGUGAGCAGCUCCAAGCAGAAAUACACCGGUCCCAGGCUCAGAUAGAAGACCUGGAGAAGGCUCUGGCUGAGCAGGGACAGGACAUGAAGUGGAUUGAGGAGAAGCAGGCGCUGUACAGGAGGAAUCAGGAGCUGGUAGAAAAGAUCAGGCAGAUGGAGGCCGAGGAGGCACGCCUCAAGCACGACGUGCAGGACGCCAAGGACCAGAACGAGCUGCUGGAGUUCAGGAUCCUGGAGCUGGAGGAGAGAGAGAGGCGGUCCCCGGCCAUCACCUUCCACCACGGCCCCUUCACGGAGGGGAAGAGCCCCCUGCAGGUGUACUGCGAGGCUGAAGGUGUCACAGACAUUGUCGUGGCAGAGCUGAUGAAAAAGUUGGACAUUUUAGGGGAUAACGCCGUAAGUAACCUGACCAACGAGGAGCAGGUGGUGAUCAUCCAGGCCAGGACUGUCCUCACGCUGGCCGAGAAGUGGCUCCAGCAGAUCGAGGUGACCGAGUCUGCGCUGCAGCAGAAGAUGCUGGACCUGGAGAACGAGAAGGAGCUGUUCAGCAAGCAGAAGGGCUACCUGGACGAUGAGCUGGACUUCAGGAAACAGUCCCUGGACCAGGCUCACAAGCAAAUUCUGGAAUUAGAAGCCAUGCUCUAUGAUGCCCUGCAGCAAGAAGCUGGAGCCAAAAUUUCCGAACUUCUUUCAGAAGAGGAGAAGGAGAAGCUGAAGAGCGCCGUGGAGCAGUGGAAGCGGCAGGUGAUGAGCGAGCUCCGCGAGAGGGACGCGCAGAUCCUGCGGGAAAGGAUGGAGCUCAUCCAGCACGCCCAGCAGAGAAUUAAAGAGCUAGAAGAAAGAAUUGAAGGCCAAAAAAGACAAAUAAAAGAGUUAGAGGAAAAGCUUUCAUUCUUUGGUCAUAGUCCUUCAGGCCACAUGCACAAGCCCCCCGAGGCCACUGGUGCUCCUGCUGUUCUUCCCAGAGGGACAGCCCUGCUUCCCGAGACCCGCACAGACUUUCCCCGUGCCCCCAGACCUGCCUGGCUCUGUGCUGCUGCCCAGGGCAGGUGCCCUCUGUGGCACUGCCAGCGAGGCUGGGCCGGGCUCUGGGGCAGCCCCUGCACCCCCGAAACGCCCGAGGAGCCUCUGGAGAGGACAGAACUGAGCCCACAGAGAAAGCCAAGAGCUCUGCUCCCGCCCCUCGUGCAGCCCAGGCUGCUCUGGAGUGCCCAUCUCUGAUUCAGAUACACUGAAUUUAUUCCGCUUCCCUGCUAGGCAGGUGGCAAAUUGCUUCUGUGUAGAAGUGCCCGUGUCCUGUUUGUAUGCCACACGCUCACGUUCGUUCCACAGUUCUUCAAAAAUCUGUCCUGAAAAAGGUUUUAGGAAGCGUUCCAGAGGAGUAGCUCAUGAGAAGAUGGAUGUGAGUGAAAAUGAAGUGGUUUGUUCCAAGGCAUUUCUCUGUUGCACAGGGUACAGCCCAUGCUUUGUUGAAUAUCCCACGAGCCCAGUUUUAGGAAAAAAACGUAGAGCUACGUUCAGGAAACCAAGCUGUAAUUUUUUUUGUUUGUUUGGGGUUUUUUUGUUUUUCUUUUUUUUACUUGUCAGUAAACCAUGACGAGAAAAAUUACGCAAUGAUUUAUAAUUGGCUGUCCCUGAACAAUGACAAAAGGCUUAACACUGUCCCAGCAAAAAGUUCAAUCUGGAAAAGAGUGAGCUAAACCCGAUUAUCCCUGAUCCACAUGUGCUGGGCUGGGAGAGGGAAGAGAAGAUGUUGUCACCUGGAAGAUGUCCUCACCUGGAAGGUGUCCUCACCUCGGGGAGAGGGAGCACAAGUGCCACAGAGCCCAAGCCCGGGAGGCUGGCACAGGAACCAGGACAGAAAAAGAAUCCUCUAGAGAAACAGGUGAAGAGGGGGAAAUCCAGAAGAAAUUCCAGAGUGUGACUGACCACGCUGGAUCCACAGCCAAGCACAGAAAUGCAGGGAUGAGGAACAAAGCCAGGGAUGAAGGACAAAGCCAGGACCAAGGCCAGGGUGAGGAACAAAGCCAGGGAUGAAGGACAAAGCCAGGACCAAGGCCAGGGUGAGGAACAAAGCCAGGACCAAGGCCAGGGUGAGGAACAAAGCCAGGGAUGAAGGACAAAGCCAGGACCAAGGCCAGGGUGAGGAACAAAGCCAGGACCAAGGCCAGGACCCUGCUGGCAGCCAGGGUCCCACGGUGCCCAUUCCCUGGGAGCACAGGAAGGGAUCAGAGCUCUGGGCAGGUAAGAUGGGCUGACCAGCUGGAAACCCCUUUAUCCUGGGAUUCUGUGGAACUCCCUCCCCUGCUGGUCUCUCUCACUUGGGUUAAAAUACUUCAGGUGGUAACAGAGGAAAUACUGAAUUUGGUAUUGGAAUUACCAAAGUCUUUAUGCAAAUACUAUUUAAUUAUUGCUAAUAAUUUUGGUGUUAAAUUUCUGUUGUGAUAUAAUAACAAAUGCUGGGUUUGUGUUUUAGAUCAGUGGUCACUCUUAAUACAAAAUUAUUGGGAGGUAAUUAAAUGCACUGUCAGAUUUGUAUGGACAGCAAGCAGUCAUGCUGCUUUUAAAGAAACAUGUUUUAAAUGCAGGAAAUGAAAAUAUUUUUCAUUUUGCAUAGAAAAUAUAAAUACUAAUCAGAAAAGUAUUUUAUUUCACAGUUUCCCCUCACUUUUUUUUUCAAAUUUGUGCUGAUAAGGAGUUACUUGGCAGAUAAACAGGGUGGGGAGAGCAGCAGAGAAAGCUGCAGUUGCACAAGUUUUAUAGAAAUGUUAUUUACAUGCCAAAUGUAUGUAUUAAUUAGGCAUCAAAUUGUAAUUCCACUACGAGAAGAAGCUCUCCUGUGGGCCAAAGUGGGCAGUGCCCAGGUGGAGUGUGGGCACCCAGGGGUGCCCCCCAGCAG
Passer montanus (Eurasian tree sparrow) is the source of this 4904-nucleotide messenger RNA. It is a transcript of the gene JAKMIP3, whose product is annotated as Janus kinase and microtubule interacting protein 3. Gene Ontology annotation, molecular function: microtubule binding; kinase binding. The record is from RefSeq and is a predicted model, not a curated record. Lineage: Eukaryota; Metazoa; Chordata; Aves; Passeriformes; Passeridae.